This is a messenger RNA of Labeo rohita (rohu), 3877 nucleotides long. RefSeq names its product desmocollin 2 like (gene dsc2l). Gene Ontology annotation, biological process: regulation of axonogenesis; cell morphogenesis; adherens junction organization. Gene Ontology annotation, cellular component: catenin complex; intercalated disc; presynaptic active zone membrane. Bases 252 to 2942 code for a protein of 896 amino acids. The record is from RefSeq and is a predicted model, not a curated record. Gene Ontology annotation, molecular function: calcium ion binding; cadherin binding. The transcript is spliced from 16 exons. NCBI's taxonomy places the organism in Eukaryota, Metazoa, Chordata, Actinopteri, Cypriniformes, Cyprinidae.
UCUAAGCCUUCCAGAGCUCCUCAAGCUAAGGAAGUCAGGGACAAAGCAGAGUUUAACCAGUUUAGAGUACUCAAGACUAGCCAUUCAGCCUCAUUGAUAUAAAAAUUGAGAGGCUGAGGCUCUGCCACGCCCAUAUUAAAGACUUCAAUGGCAUGAGAGCCGCACCGCACCCAGAGGACUUUAUCCGAGCACGUCUGUGAGGUACACGCAGUGUAGUGGAGUCCAGAGAAAUCCAACACACACACAGCAGGAUGUAUGAACGCGCACUGUUCGCUCUCUGCCUACUUACUUCGGUACUGUUUCAGAGCGCUGCGUCUUGUGAUUUGAGGCCUGUGCUUGCUCAGGUUCCUAAGAGGCUGCCCGCCGGAUAUGUCAUCUCCGAAGGCAAGAAAGAAUUGACUCUCGAAGGUUGUGCGGUCAAACCCGUCGCCUUUACUUCCAGUGACCCUGACUUCGCCGUAAAUACAGAUGGAACCAUUUUCACAGUUCAUGGUUUGGAGAUUACAAUAAAGCGGUUUUCUGUGCUGGUGCAGGAUGAGAACGGAUCAGAAUGGAGGGUGGACAUAGUCCUGUCCUGUAAAGAUGAGGCAUCUCAGAAGUCCGGCAGUGUGGCUCACAAGCGUGCUAAGAGAAGAUGGAGACCAUUGCCUUUCAAUUUAUUUGAGAAUGACAAGCCUCCAUUCCCAAAGGAGCUGGAGAUGAUUGCGUCUGAUUCUUCAGUAAAUUACACCGUGUAUUAUAAGAUCAGUGGGCAGGGCGUUGACAAAGAUCCUGUGGGCCUCUUCAUUCUGAAUAAGCAAACUGGCAUGCUGAGCGUGACCAGGGCCGUCGACCGUGAGCAGUACCCACAAUUCAAUUUUAAAGCUCAAGUGUUUGAUCUAAGUGGCAGGGAAACUGAUCAAUAUCUGCCCAUCACUGUGAAUGUGAACGACAUGAAUGAUAACGCCCCAGAAUUCAGUGGAAAUCGAUUCUUCACCGUAGAAGAACGGUGCAGGGCAGGUACUGUUAUAGGAAAACUGAAUGCCACAGAUAAGGAUGAGCCCAAAACCCUCCACACCUCCAUCAAGUUUACUCUGCUGAACGCUACUGACAUGUUCUCCAUUGAUGCUUUUACUGGAGUAUUAACUGCCAAAACCAACACCUUAGACAGAGAGGCUCAGGACAAAGUCUUCGUUGAAGUAGAGAUCAGAGAUAUGGGCGGUGCUCCUAGUGGGCUCUUCACAAAAGGAACAGUUGUGGUUAAUCUCACAGACGUUAAUGAUAACCCUCCUACCUUUAAAGAGAAGUUGUACAAGGCCAAAGUAAAGGAGAACCAAGAAAAUAUGGUAGUAACUAGGAUACCAGUGGAAGAUAAGGACUUGAUAAACACCCCUAACUGGAGGGCCUUGUUUGAGGUCACCAAAGGAAAUGAGAGUGGGAACUUCAGGAUGGAGACCGACCCCAAAACCAACGAGGGGCUUCUGUAUGUGAUAAAGGGAUUGGAUUAUGAAAAAACUCCACUGGUGAAGCUGGAAAUAACUGCCCGUAAUGACGUUCCACUGGUUGGGGUUGAACCUAAAUGGAUGUCUGUGCCAGUCGAGCUCAGUGUGGAAGAUGAAGAUGAAGGACCAGAGUUCAACCCUGGCAUUCUGUAUCUCAAAGUCAAGGAGAACGUUGCCAACGGAACAGUCAUUGGAACCUAUAAAGCUGUGGACCCAGAAAAAAAGAACAGUGAUGGAAUAAAGUACUAUAAGAUAACUGACCCUGGCAACUGGAUCAAUGUGGUGGAGAACACUGGAGAACUGAAAGUAGCCAAUACUAUAGACCGAGAAUCACCUUUGGUUCAUAAGGAUAUGUACAACAUAACCAUCAGAGCAGUGGAUGAGAGUAAGAAGACAGGAAAGGGGACAGUUAUACUCCAGAUCGAAGAUGUGAACGAUAACAUACCUGUGAUUCCGGGUACAGACCUGAUCAUGUGUAGUAAGGGCAAUACGCUGAGCUCGGUUCUGGUCGAAGCUGUGGACAUGGACAAAGCACCUUACUCCUCUCCCUUCACAUUUGAACUUGGAGCAGAUAAUGAUGGGAAGUGGAAACUGAAGGAUACUACAGAUACCUCCGUGGUGCUGGAACCGGCUUCGGCCAUACUUAACGGUGUCUACAGCGUCCCUCUGAUUGUGAAGGAUCUGCAGGGAUUGGGGAAAGAGCAGAUCAUGAAUGUGCGAGUGUGCAACUGUGAAAGGGAGGAAAAUGGAGUGGGAAUAUGUGGGGUUCGGAGUGCCUCUUCCUCUUUGGGCAGUUUGGGAAUCCUUGCCUUAGUUCUCUCUGGCCUGCUGCUACUACUCUUAAGUCUGUUGCUCAUCUUCAUAUGCAGUACUAAGAGAGACAAGCUGUACAUCAACGAUGACACGGGAACGGGUGGAAUGCUGCUGAAAUCCAACACUGAGGCUCCGGGCGAAGAAGUGAAAGAUGAUGCUUUGAUGAUUAUUCCUGGGGGAGAGUUAGUGGACGGGUCAGUGAAGAGCGGCCUCAUGGAAAGCAAGAACGUCACUUCAGCUCCAGGACGGUAUGGGCAGCCGCUUUUCCAGGGUGGAACAGGCGUGUACAACACCACCACUCAGGAGUUUGGGACAGAAAAGUACUACUCAUCUGGACGCUAUGAUAACAACAUGUCCGGCAACCUCACGAUGCAGAAAUUCUCAAAUACGAGUGCUCUGGACACAUGGAAAACCAAUGGGCGCUACUUGGAGAGAAAACUGGCUUACUUUGGAGAAGAGGAGGAGGGCCGGUAUGCGGAUGACCUGCUGAAAACUUAUGGGAAUGAGGGGAUGGGAUCUCCUGCAGGCUCUGUAGGAUGUUGUAGCAUUGUGGGUGAACAGGAAUCAAUGGACUUUUUGAACACUCUCGGCCCCAAAUUCAGACCACUGGCUGACGUCUGCUACACCACGAAUCGAACCGGAAAUUAAAUCAAGACGUGUCUGAGAUGAGAGAGUACUGUAUGCUGUUUGCCAGGGGCCUUCAAAGCACACUGCAAAAAAUCAUGCUCCUAAUCAGUUUUUUUGGCUAGUUUUCCAGUAAAAAUAUCAAAACAUCUUUAAAACAGGAUGAAUUUGCUUGAGAAGCAAAAUGAUGUAAGACCAUUUACUGAAUAGUCUAUUCUUUAAUUGUUUCAAUUAUUUUGUCUUGUUUAAAUAUAAAUCUCACCAAAUAUGAUUAGAUUUAUGCUCAAAAAUCUCAAUUUGCUGCUUAAGUAAAUGUAUCUCCUUUUUUGAGGAUGUUUUGUUAUUUUUACAAACAAAAAUUACUCAUUUAGAAAACUAUUAUUGCAGUACAUGCCUUUCUGCUGGAUUAAUCAAGUGCCUUAACUUUGUGUGUGUUAACUUUUGUACGUUAAGUUUUUUUUAGUGUGUAAAUGAUGCAAAUAAGCUUUUCUGUAAUUGCUACAUUUUGCUCUGCUUUGCAAACCUUUUCCUCACAGUGCUGAGGAGGGACACUUUCAAUAUUAGUAUACAGAAGAGACGUUAUUCUCUCCCCGAUCGAUUGCAAUUCUCAGCCGUGUGAAGUAUUAACCAAGUCUGUAUAUUUACAAGACCAUGAUGAAGUGUGCUCAUAAACAUUUUCUGGGCACAGUGUGUGGAAUUCAGAGCACUCUUCGGCUCCAAAAGCACUGACACCCGACAUCAACUUUGGACAUUGAACUCAUCCUUAGGCCAUGAUGUAUCACUGGAGUUUUGUGUUAUUUUCCUACAACAUUAAACAGUUGCUAAGGGGUUUUUUUAUUUCAAUGAAAAGAAACCAAAUAUUUUGUAUGUAAGUCACUUUAUGCUUUAAAUGAAGAUAUAGGUGAAAGGUGAAAGAACUACAUUUGGGUAAAACUGUUUAGAAGUACUUUUUUUUUUUU